GUCACAUCGAAGACGUUGUUACGCGGUUUGCAUAGAGCGCGAAAAAUUAAUAUAAAGACCGUAAAUAUCAUAUACCCAGCGACGUGCAAAAUAUCAUUUAUUAAUUGCGAUCGUUCAAGCACGGCUGAUCGAAAAUAAUGCUAUCGGCGCGGGAGCAGUUUUUCAACGAUGGCGGCACCGCCGGCAUCGGACUGGGCAUUGAGAUUGGCGAGAGCAGCACAUCAAAGGCGGGACGCGGUGUCUAUAAUGCCACCACAGUGCCCAUGACGAGCGCCAACAGCUGGCGGAACGGACAGACCAGCAGCACGCCCACUGCCGCUCCAGUUGUGGCCGCCGCCAAGCCGCAGGCGGCGUUGGAGCCAGUGGCCGAGGCUGAGGGCGAGGAGGACGUACAUUUUAAUACGGACGCGUUGUCCAAUUUGCCGGCACGCGAGCCCGUGGACAUUGAGUUCAAGGAGCUGUCGCUGACCGUCAAAUUGGGCUUCAAUCGAGGUGAAAAGGAGAUCUUGCAUAAUGUGUGCGGCAAGUUUCCGGGAAGCCAGCUGAUUGCCAUAAUGGGACCAUCUGGAGCUGGCAAAUCCACAUUGCUCGACGCUUUAUCCGGCUUCAAGACGACAGGCGUGGAUGGCUCCAUACGACUCAAUGGACGACGACGCGAUUUGCCCUCAUUUCGACGCAUGUCCUGCUACAUCACACAGGAUGAUCGACUGCAACCUUUGCUGACGGUUAGCGAGAACAUGCACAUAGCCGCCGACCUCAAGUUGGGUGAGAAUGUCAGCUACGAAGAGAAGGAAAGCAGAAUUGAAGAUAUUCUGUUGCUGCUCGGUCUUUAUGAUCACGACCAGACGCUGACCAUGCGCCUGUCCGGUGGUCAGAAGAAGAGGCUAUCCAUUGCAAUGGAGUUGAUUAAUAAUCCCACUGUGAUGUUUCUGGACGAGCCGACGACCGGCUUGGACAGCAGUUCCUGCACCAAAGUCUUGGAGUUGUUAAAGCGACUGACAACCCAGGGUCGCACCAUCAUUUGUACCAUACAUCAGCCCACUGCCAAGUUAUUCCAAAUAUUCGAUCAGGUAUAUGUGCUCUCCGCGGGCAACUGCGUCUACCAAGGCGGCACCCAGAAGCUGGUGCCAUUCCUGCAAUCGGUGGACCUGCCAUGCCCCAUGUACCACAAUCCAGCUGAUUACAUUAUUGAGCUGGCCUGCGGCGAGUACGGCUUCGACAAGAUCGAUACGCUCAAGAGUGCCACGGAGAACGGCAGCUGUCUGACCUGGUUCAACAAUCCGGGCGCCGUGCUGCGCUCCGAGGCGCUCAUCCACAAGUAUCCCAUACCCAAGCGCUCCAAAAAUGUUUCCCUCGAGAACACCAGCUUUACGAAUCAGUGCUCUGUGCUGCUGCGACGCGGUUAUAUCAAGGCACGUCGAGAUACGACAAUGACACAUCUUCGCAUUGGAGUCAACAUCGCUGUGGCCGUACUCUACGGCGCCAUGUACGAUCGUGCGGGCAGAGAGGGCUCACGAGUUUUGGACAACUACAAUCUACUGUUUGCCAUAUUGAUGCAUCAUUCGAUGACCACCAUGAUGUUGACGGUCCUGACAUUUCCCAUUGAGAUGACGAUUUUAAUCAAGGAGCACUUUAAUCGCUGGUACUCACUCAAGGCGUACUACUUUGCCAUGACGCUUGUUGACCUGCCUAUAACGUUUGUCAGUACUUUCCUGUUUUCGGUGAUUAUUUAUUUGUGGAGCUAUCAGCCCUUGGAAUGGGUACGCUUCUGGAUGUUCUUCUCUAUCAGUUUGUUAAUUGUGUUUGUGGGCCAAAGCAUUGGCCUUAUGAUUGGAGCCUGGUUCGAUGUGGUCAAUGGCACUUUCCUGGCUCCAGUGCUGACUAUACCCAUGAUGAUGUUUGCCGGCUUUGGCGUCACACUGCGCGAUCUGCCCAGUUACCUAAAGUGGGGCAGUAACAUAUCCCAUUUGCGCUAUGGCCUUGAGGGCUUCAUAGCUGCCAUCUAUGGACUGGACCGUGGCGUUCUGGAGUGCAACGAGGCGCCCUACUGCCACUAUAGAUAUCCAAAGAAGUUUCUGGAGGAGAUUACUAUGUCUGGCGAUAAGUUCUGGACAGAUAUAAUAGCACUGUGCGCUAUGAUGUUUCUUUUCCGGCUGGGUGCCUAUAUUGUGCUUAAAGCAAAGAUCAAGUCGAUCAGAUGA
Drosophila novamexicana is the source of this 2201-nucleotide messenger RNA. Its product is annotated as ATP-binding cassette sub-family G member 4. Lineage: Eukaryota; Metazoa; Arthropoda; Insecta; Diptera; Drosophilidae. Bases 138 to 2201 code for a protein of 687 amino acids. Gene Ontology annotation, cellular component: plasma membrane. Gene Ontology annotation, molecular function: ATP hydrolysis activity; ATP binding; ABC-type transporter activity. The transcript is spliced from 10 exons. The record is from RefSeq and is a predicted model, not a curated record.